UAGAAAUAGCUAGAGUAAAAUUUUUAUGUCAAGAUAAUUGUAUCAGGAAAUAACAUGUUUUUGCACUUAAAAAAAUAUUUUACCUCGAGGUACGUACCUUCUAACGAACGGUGAGAAAGCUCGUUAGUCUAUAAAUGCAGUGCCUUCGCCUCUCCAUUGAUCUCCACACACAACUCAGCAAACCUAGCUUAAUUGCAAACACUAGUCUCAUGAUCAUAACGAUGGGUAAGCAGCCCGUAAUCAUCGUACUCUUGUCAUGCUGCCUACUCGCCGUUGCUGCAGCUGCAGCUGCAGCCGCAGCCGCGCCGUCAUCAGCUGCAGGCCAUGACGAGGAAGCCGACGAAGGCAUGUCCACCUACAUCGUGCACGUCAUGCCGGCGCACGCACCGCUCCGCGGGGCCCGUGUUCGCCUUGCCCGCACCCACUACUCCUCGUUCGUCCGCGAGCUCCUCCCCCCGCACAUCGCUCGCCCGGCACCGCGCCUCCUCUACUCCUACGCACACGCCAUGACAGGGUUCGCGGCGCGGCUGACGGCGCAGCAGGCCGCUCACCUUGCGGCGCAGCCUUCGAUCGCCGCCGUCGUCCGCGGCACGGUCUAUAAGCUCCACACCACCCUCUCCUCCACGUUCCUCCACCUCUCGCCGUCCUCCGGGCUACAGGCGGAGUCCAACGGCGCCACCGACGCGGUGAUCGCUGUCCUAGACACGGGCAUCUACCCAAAGGACCGUGCCUCCUUUGCCCCUCUCCCGUCCCUGCCCCCAACGCCACCCCCAACCUUUCGUGGUGGAUGUGUUUCAGGUCCCAACUUUGAUGCUAGAGUCUACUGCAACAACAAACUUGUGGGAGCGAAGAUGUUUUAUCGGGGAUACGAGUUUGCAAAGGGGCCAAUGAAUGAGACGGUGGAGUCCAAGUCACCACUGGACACUGAUGGUCACGGCACUCAUUGUGCUUCCAUUGCAGCUGGGUCUCCGGUUCCCGAUGCCAACCUCUUGGGCUUUGCCACUGGCGUUGCCAAGGGCACGGCCCCAGCUGCACGCAUUGCCGUGUACAAAGUAUGUUGGAAAGGCGGAUGCUUCACCGCUGACAUUGUGGCGGCAAUCGACGCGGCGAUUGCCGACGGCGUUGAUGUCAUCUCCAUGUCAUUGGGUGCCGUCCAAAAGACUCUUUUGGACCCCGAAGCUAUUGCCUCAUUCAAUGCUGCCCGUCAAGGUAUAGUUGUUGUCGCAGCCGCUGGUAACGACGGCCCCGGGGGUUCAACUCUCUCCAACGUGCCACCGUGGAUGCUGACCGUUGGUUCAUCGAGCAUGAACCGACAGUUCCCGGCGAUAGUUGUUCUUGGCGAUGGCCAGACCUUUGUUGGCAGCUCGCUCUAUCCCGGUGACCCACACAGUUUCAUGAAAUCACUGAUCCUUGCUGAUUCUGCCGGUUCCGCUUAUUGCGAAAUCGGGAAACUUGAUGCUAGUAAAGUGGCUGGCAAGAUCGUCCUGUGCAGGGGAGGAAAGGUUGGUUCUGCGGACAAAGGAGUUGCCGUUGAUAAGGCCGGUGGAUCAGGUGUCAUUAUCGUUGGCCAAGAACAUGAUGGUGAGUAUGUCAGGGCCAUUGCCCAUCUUAUCCCUGGAACGAUCGUUCCUUUUGCAGCUGGCAAAGAGAUCAUAGGAUACGUGGGCUCAACUCCAUAUCCAGUUUGUAAGAUCCUCUUCUUUGGCACACUUGUUGGCGGCUCAUCACCGCCCGCGCCGAGGAUCGCGACCACCUCAAGCCGUGGCCCCAGCAUCCCCGCACCGGGCAUCCUCAAGCCCGACCUAAUCGCCCCCGGCGUCAACAUACUCGCCGCAUGGAGCGGCGUCAGCUCGCCGACGAAGCUCGCUGCUGACACGAGACGUGUCGAGUUCAACAUCAUUUCAGGUACAUCCAUGGCGUGCCCGCACGUGAGCGGCAUCGCCGCCCUACUCAAGAAGGCGCGGCCAAGCUGGAGCCCUGCAAUGAUCAUGUCGGCUCUGAUGACUACGGCCUAUGGCACGGACAACGCCGGCGAUGAAAUCGGGGAUAUGGCCACAGGCAAGGCGGCCGGGCCGUUCGAGCUCGGGGCCGGCCACGUCGACCCAAACAGCGCCCUUGACCCCGGCCUCGUCUACGACGCCGGCGAGGAUGACUACAUCGACUUCAUGUGCUCGAUCAAGGCCUCCUCGCCGUACAACUGCUCCACGCGGGUGAGCAUCACGGGGGCAGAGCUGAACCGCCCAUCCUUCUCGGUGAAGUUCAAAGCAUACGGCGAGAACAUCACGCUGCAGCGCACCGUGCGCAACGUCGGCAGCAACGUCGACGCCGUGUACACCGUCGGCAAGAGGACUGGCUUCCCGCCCGGCACGCGGCUCAUCAUCUCGCCGGGCAAGCUGGUGUUCGACGCCGAGCACCAGACAAGAACCUACACCAUCGUCUUCCAAUCCACGCUGCCCCCCGGCAACUUCACCGAGUACACGCACGGAUCCAUCGUUUGGAGUGACGGCGUGCACAACGUGAGGAGCCCAAUUGCUGUCACUUGGCCAUUUCCGACCGCCGCACUCUCGGUCAUGUGAGCUGCAGCUCUAGCCCUCUCGAUCGCCAUGCAUAAUCCAGCUUCCAGUAUAACAAUAUCCCGCUGUGAUUGUACUACUAAUGUAUUGUCGCUCAUGCACGGUGAUAAAUAAAAUCGGUUGUCUUGUGGUUUAUUUCA
Molecule: messenger RNA, 2713 nt
Organism: Oryza brachyantha (malo sina)
Lineage: Eukaryota; Viridiplantae; Streptophyta; Magnoliopsida; Poales; Poaceae
Product: subtilisin-like protease SBT1.4
Exons: 1
Coding region: 135-2576 (813 amino acids)
Biological process (GO): proteolysis
Molecular function (GO): serine-type endopeptidase activity
Source: RefSeq, a predicted model, not a curated record